Molecule: messenger RNA, 825 nt
Organism: Gadus chalcogrammus (walleye pollock)
Lineage: Eukaryota; Metazoa; Chordata; Actinopteri; Gadiformes; Gadidae
Product: transcription factor LBX1-like
Exons: 2
Coding region: 1-825 (274 amino acids)
Biological process (GO): regulation of DNA-templated transcription
Molecular function (GO): DNA binding; DNA-binding transcription factor activity, RNA polymerase II-specific
Source: RefSeq, a predicted model, not a curated record
AUGACAUCCAAAGAAGUGUCCAAACGCGACGCAGCGGAGAGCAGGAGGCGAAGUCCUCUCGACCUGCUGCCGCCCGCCGCCGUGACAACCAAGCCGCUCACCCCCUUCAGCAUCGAGGACAUCCUCAGCCGGCCCUCCGUGAAGCGCGGCUACACCAUCUGCGGCACCGCGCACCUCAUCUCGGCCUCGGAGAAGCACCGCGGCGGGCCGGGUGGACCUCCCCCGCUGGGUCGGACCCCCCCUCUGGGCCGGACCCUGCUCGCGCAGACCUCGCCUCUCUGCGCGCUGGAGGAGCUCGCGAGCAAGACCUUCAAAGGGCUGGAAGUGAGCGUGCUGCAGGCGGCAGAAGGCAGGGACGGGAUGACGUUGUUCGGCCAGAGGAACACCCCGAAGAAGCGGCGGAAGUCGCGCACGGCCUUCACCAACCACCAGAUCUACGAGCUGGAGAAGCGCUUCCUGUACCAGAAGUACCUGAGCCCGGCGGACCGGGACCAGAUCGCCGGGCAGCUCGGCCUCACCAACGCGCAGGUCAUCACCUGGUUCCAGAACCGGCGGGCCAAGCUGAAGCGGGACCUGGAGGAGAUGAAGGCGGACGUGGAGUCGGCCAAGGCGACGGGCCAGGUGCCCCUGGAGAAGCUGGCUAAGCUGGCCGACCUGGAGAAGUGCGCCAACGGGACGCUAGGCCACCCGCCCGACUCCCCGGCCCUGGCGCAGAGGGCCGGGCUGCACAGACUGAGGCGGGCCCCCGCGUCGCCCUUCUCGGACCACACGACCAGUAAGGAGGGCUCGGAGGACGAGGACGUGGAGAUAGAUGUGGACGACUGA